Molecule: messenger RNA, 5058 nt
Organism: Parus major (Great Tit)
Lineage: Eukaryota; Metazoa; Chordata; Aves; Passeriformes; Paridae
Gene: FGFR1OP2
Product: FGFR1 oncogene partner 2
Exons: 6
Coding region: 2200-2847 (215 amino acids)
Biological process (GO): response to wounding
Source: RefSeq, a predicted model, not a curated record
AAGAGGCAGAAAGUUAGGAGAAGGCGGUGGUCGCUCAGAGAUAUUUAUUCUUUGGCGUUGUUUUUUUUGUGUUUAAUUUGGUGAUGAAAGCCAUUAGCAAACAGCAGGAAGUGACAGUGGGUAGUAGGAGUGUUGCUGGGGUGAGUUGGUGCUCUGCUACCUGUUGACAAGGUUGCACUAACGAGCAUCUGUGCAGCUGGGCACCUCUGGGAGGGCUGGGCUCAGGACUCAUUAACUUCAGUUCCCAUAAUCAUGCUCAUAAAAAAUAAUACAUGAUAAGAAUUCGCUCAAAUCAAUUAUGUUUGACUGGGUUUUUUUCCCACUCCCUUAAUGUCCAGGCUAACUCACAGGUUUAGCUCAGUUUCAGGAUCAGGCAAAAGUUUUGUUUUUCACAGGCAGCCAGAGAGCAUUUUAAUUUUCUAGGAUUUGGACCAGUGACUUGCCCAAAUGGUAGUGUAGUCAGGAUUUGGGGCCACUGUGAAUUACUAUGAUACAGCGAUUCUGCUUUUUAAGGUAAAAAUGGUGUCUGAAAACUGGAGCUGGGCCCUGACCUGACAGGGGACAGUGACUGCAGAAUUUGUGGGCUGCAUUCCACACGUCUUUCUGGGCACAUUUCCUAUGGAAAGAAACAUCAGUGGCUUUGCCACAAACAAACUUCCUUUUCCCUGGCAUGUUUGGGCUGAAGCAAAAAUGAGAAAGUGCAUAUAUUACACACACACUGUUUAAAACUUUAUAUGGAUGCUGACAAAUUAUCAGAGGUGUUAAGUGCAUUGUAGUCUGAAUGCCAAAUGUAUUCCCAGCUCACAGAGAGGCCUCAGAGGCUUUGCUUAUACUGGCCAGAGAAUUCCUGGACUGCGAGUUGAGUUAAAGGCUGCUCUUCAGCAGCAACAUGGAUCUUACUAAAUCAAUUUCUGCAGCACUACAGCCAGUUAGCGUGGAAGGUCAUCUUUUGUCUGGGACAUUUCUGUAGGAGAUCUGACUGGAGGGAGGAGCAAGAAAAGCAGAUCCCUAAAAAACAGUGCAGUCUGAUUCCUUUCUAUGUCAUAUUUGAAAGAGCUCCAACUGCUAAGUCAGGGUGAAUAAAUUAACUACCUGUGAUAGCACAGCAGUCUGCUGGAGAUGUGGAUAUCGCAAAUAUAUCAUAUGGAAAGUUAAAUGCAAACACUAUCUGAUAAAUAGGAAACCUGCACAUGCCAAAAUGCUGAUGCUUUUGAUAGCACAUUAGUCCCAGAAAACACAGGUAAAAUGUCUAAAUGUGUAAAAUGUUUGAAAUAUCCUUCCUUUUACUGCUUACUUGGGACAGGGGCAAAAGGUCAGUUGAGGCAAAUUUGAGGAUUUCUUUAAACUUCACUUAAAGGUCCUGGGCUAUAAUUUGUAAAGGUGCCUGAGAAAGUUAGAAAAUUAACCUGAUUUUUUUUUUUUUCAUGUAGCUGAGGAAAGACUCAAUCUUUAAUGCUUAAAAAAAUCUUUACUUUUGCAAAAGUCUGGCUAAGAAAUGGAUUUAGUUGAUUCUUUCUGUAUGUUAGAACAUUUCUUAAACCAAAUAUUAACCCUGAUAUCAUCAAGGCCCAUAAAUCUUAGAAACCUCUGUCCCUGCUGUUUGACUGCUGAAGACUGUUCAAGGAGUUUAAAUAGAUUUCCUUUUCAGUAGACUAAGUCCAAGAUUCCUUAAAAGAAAAUAAAAACAUAGGCUGAAAAUCUUGGUCUUGAAAUUUAACCAACCAAGCAUGAAUAUGAAAAAAUGUAGUGUAAAGGUCAGUAUUGUUGGCAAUAGACAUGAGUAUUUUGCAAGUUUGGCAGUUCUGGCAAUCUGUAAUUCCUGCAAAAAGUGCUGCAGGUAGAAGGCAAAUGUUUUAAGGGUGCAGUUGGUUCUUUUCAUUAGCUGAGUUGUUGUUUUUCUCCGUGCUAUUGAAAAUGUCACAAUUCCAUGCAGUGAUGUUUGUGUUCAUUUAUAGACAUGAACAAAACACAAGCCUUUUGUCUUCUGAACUUUCCCUGAGCAAUCUUCUCUACUCCAUCAGUUUGACCUGCUCCUCCUCUGCUGAUUUAAGUCAUCAGAAUCUUCCAGACCACUAAGCACAUGCACUGCCCAGUUUUCCUGUGCUCAGUACCCUGCCUCUGGCAGCUGAUCUGUCCCCUAGGUAGCCGUGCUGUGGCAGAGGUGCUGCGGUGCCAACACUGCCUUUGUCGUGUUCAGAAAUGAGCUGCACGAUUGAGAAGGCGCUGGCGGACGCGAAGGCGCUGGUGGAGCGGCUGAGGGAGCACGACAGCGCGGCCGAGGCGCUCAUCGAACAGACCACGGCGCUCAACAAGCGGGUGGAAGCCAUGAAACAGUACCAGGAAGAAAUCCAAGAGCUCAAUGAAGUAGCAAGACAUCGCCCUCGGUCCACUCUAGUGAUGGGUAUCCAGCAGGAAAACAGACAGAUUAGGGAAUUGCAACAGGAAAACAAAGAACUGCGCACAUCUCUUGAAGAGCACCAGUCUGCUCUGGAACUCAUCAUGAGCAAGUACAGAGAACAGAUGUUCAGGUUGCUUAUGGCGAGCAAAAAGGAUGAUCCAAGUAUAAUAAUGAAGUUAAAAGAGCAACAUUCCAAGGAGCUGCAAGUGCACGUGGACCAAAUUACAGAGAUGGCAGCGGUAAUGAGAAAAGCCAUUGAGGUGGAUGAAAGGCACGGCUGCAAAGAGCAGGAGCGCAUCACCCAGCUCGAGCAAGAAAACAAAGGCUUGAGAGAAAUUCUUCAAAUCACUAAAGAAUCUUUUUUGAACCUCAAGAAAGAGGAUGCAUCAGAGAGCACAUCCCUGUCAGGAUUAGUGACAAGCAGUGAUCUGAGCCUGAGGAAAAGCUAAGGACUCUGGGAAUCAUCAAGCUUCAGUUGCACAUUUAAACCAAUGGAGCAUCAGGGGGCACUGGUCAAGCACUUGUUACUGAAUAGGGCAUCAGCAAGAGAAUGCAUCCAACUCCAGCUCAGUGGCUUUUAUACUGUAUAACAUAAAUUCAGCUGGUAUUCUGCACUACCCUCAGUGACAGAUUGAUUGCUAUAGAUCUGACCUCAGUAGGAAAUGGAUUAAUGCACUUGCUGAAUUGCAAAUUCUUUUUAUAUGAACUUGUUUUACAGAUAAAAGGUGAGAUUUCAAGUAAUUUAUAUAAAUUAUUGGUCAUACAAAGUUCAGUGCAACUCUUAGAUAAUAAAGGUAAAAUUUCAAGUCUAAUCUCUGCCUUAGAAAAUAGUAACUUAUGAAUAUGCUUUGUGCAUGAUCCACAUAGCAUUUUUUCAUUUUGUUUUGGUUUUAAUAAAUUCUCAUUUUGCAACAAACCUCUUUGAUAGGCAAGGAACACAGGCAGCAUAAAAUUUAAGGAUUUCUGUCACUUAGCCUUAGGGUAUCACUUUCAAGGCCAAUUUUUAAACACAAGGAAUGCUGUCAAUCAAUAGUUUGGAGUUUUUAAAUGAAAAAAGAUUCUUUCAAAUAUGUGCACUGAAUUGUAUUGUGAGAACAUGGAAAGAGCUGUUCCCACUUUGUUGUUCUCAGGAACACAGGUAGCAAUACAAUUCUGCCUCAUCUUUUACCUUUAAGAGAGGAAAUCCAGCUCAGUUCUCAGUCAGUAAGAAGCCACAUGAGUCCCAUGUCUUCUCCAGUUAUCUGCCCAAACUUCCUAAGUGAGGAAUGGCAACUGGAAAGCACAAAAGCAGUGGAAGCAGAAAGGGGGGAUGGAGGAGGGAGGAAGCAGCUUUGUGGCAGAGUUGGCAGCAAUUAAUACUUUUAAUUUUAUUUUCCCUGGUACUAACUAGUCAUCAAGAAGGUUUUAAAGUGAGUUAAGCAGAGUGAAAGCUGUCAGCUACAGAAAACUGUGGCACUACAGCUGCCACCCACAGUUUCACAUUCUGGCUGUUCAAUAACCCACCAAGCAACACGAGCUGAGCUAUCCUGAAAUCAGCCACCACUUAGUCAAGUUUGAUUUUCAGUGAUGACAACACAGAAGUAACUAAGCAUCCAACACUUCAAAGCGUGCCAGCUUCAAUACAGCUUCCUGUGCCCCAGCACAGCUUCCCUGAGCUCUAGGUAAAUGUUCCACAGGCCUAAGGGGGAACUUUCAGUGGCACUGAACAGACGUUGGAACAGCAUAGUACCUUUGUUCUGUUCUCUCUGAACAGAGAACUGCUCCUUCCUGUAGUGCUUUUAAGAGGAAAUAAGUGAGAAAGGAGCAUUAGCAGGCAGUAAAUGCUUUUUCAGUGAACUAAUAACACGUGCUGAAAGGACAGGUAAAUCGGGUCUCCACAUUCUCGGUGCCUGCUUUAGAAGUGGAGAAGCUGCUGCUUCUCUGCAGAGCACCUUGGCUUCCUGCUAGGCUUAAGAACACACUGAGGACAUUUACAUACCUGGAAAAAAGUUACAGCCAUUUCCAGACCUGUGAAACAGCUGAGGGGAAAUUCUGGGGGAACAUUUUAGCUCAAGCUCAAAACAUUCUUGUCUGCUUUUAUAUUAUCUGUAAAACCUUGCCAAUGCUUCUCUAAUUCAGAUUUUGCAUUUUUGCUGUGGCUUGCAAGCUGCUGACUUACCAGAAGAAACACCUUUUAUCAGUGGAGUGUUCUAUUGUUGCAAAUUUACAAGGAAUUUUAGCUUCAGUUGUUCUUGUUUCUAGAAGCAUCUUUUCAGCCAUGCACUGGUGUCAAGAGGCAUUUCUGUCCAUUUGAUGCUGAAUUCAGUUUAGUGGCUGACUUCUGGUUUGGCUUCUGAAUACAGGAGAGGGUUGUUGGUCUGUGGCAGUACUUUGAGGUUGCUCUAUUAUGAAAUAAUGCUUGAUUAGUGUUUAUUUUUGUAAAUUUAAAAAAAAAUGUGACUUAAUUUAUCUACUCCUAGUCUUCACAUUUGAUACGUCUCCCCUUCCAUUCCCCUACCCUGAUCACUUUAGGAUUUUAAAGAGCCUUCACAGUGUGUGGAGUGACUAUUUUUCAUUGCAUACCUGUUAUUUUUGUAAUGCAGAUGGCUUGAGAAGGAUUUAUGGCUAGAAUUGUGUACUGUACAGUAAACUUAUUUUAUCAAUAAAGUUGACUGAAAACA